Messenger RNA from Glycine soja, 1151 nucleotides. Its product is annotated as abscisic acid receptor PYL2-like. The record is from RefSeq and is a predicted model, not a curated record. Gene Ontology annotation, cellular component: nucleus; cytoplasm. Gene Ontology annotation, molecular function: signaling receptor activity; abscisic acid binding; protein phosphatase inhibitor activity. The transcript has a single exon. Gene Ontology annotation, biological process: abscisic acid-activated signaling pathway. The coding region runs from base 115 to 750 and encodes 211 amino acids. NCBI's taxonomy places the organism in Eukaryota, Viridiplantae, Streptophyta, Magnoliopsida, Fabales, Fabaceae.
ACCCCCAUCACCAUUUAUAUAUCAACAUCAUAAUUGAUAUGGUAACCUAAACCCUCCUUAUUCAUUUCAUAACCCUCUCUUCCCUCUACCAUCUUCAAUUCUUGUUUCUUUUGCAUGAUAACUUUGCCUCAUCACUCAACCCAAAAAUCAUCAAAUCAUAAGUUCGUAACACCCCAAAAUUACAUGGCCUCGGAAACCCACCAUCAUGUGGAAGGCCUAACACCCGAGGAACUAACCCAACUUGAACCUAUCAUAAAAAAAUACCAUCUAUUCGAAGCAUCUUCCAACAAAUGUUUUUCCAUAAUAACACACCGGAUUGAAGCACCCGCGAGCAGCGUGUGGCCCUUGGUCCGGAACUUCGACAACCCUCAGAAGUACAAACACUUCAUCAAAGGGUGCAACAUGAAAGGGGAUGGCAGCGUUGGAAGUAUUAGGGAAGUAACUGUGGUCUCGGGCCUCCCGGCCUCAACCAGUACCGAGAGGCUCGAGAUUUUGGACGAUGACAAACACGUCCUAAGUUUUAGGGUCGUUGGCGGCGAACACCGACUCCAAAACUAUCGUUCAGUCACAUCCGUGAACGAAUUUCACAAAGAGGGUAAGGUUUAUACUAUUGUUUUGGAAUCUUACAUCGUAGAUAUACCUGAAGGGAAUACGGAGGAAGAUACCAAGAUGUUUGUUGACACCGUGGUGAAACUCAAUCUUCAAAAACUUGGGGUCGUGGCCAUGGCUUCAUCAAUGAAUGGACGAUAACAACAACAGUGAAUGGAGAAAUUCUAUGGUACCAUCAUGAAAUUCAAGGAUUUUGGUAUUGUUAUUGAGAAAUUCUCUCUCUCUCUCUCUCUCUCUCUCUCUUUCUUUAACAUGUUCAAACUCAUUCCAUUACUGGCGCAAAAAAUAUAUAUAUGUACGAAAUUCUUAGAUUUCUUUUGGUAUCAUAGCAAUUUCUCUAUUGAUCAUGAAUGUUUAGGAACUGGGGUAGCUAGGUUAAUUAAUGUGUUUGUUUUCAUGUUUGUACGAAUUCUAAUGUACCAAAAUGGAGAAACAAACACGCACUUGGAAUCUAUUUGUCCAUUGAUGAUUAGUAAUAUUGCAUGGUAUCUUGGAAUAUAUUUUUCUCCUUGUUUCUUAUUCCUUUCUUGAUAUUCUUUACU